UGAAGCAAGGCAGAGCGUUCCCGUGUGACGUCACGCUUACGUAACGGGAAGUCAGUGUGAUCCCGGAAGUAAAGAUGGCGACUGCCUACGAGAGGUUUAACCUGCACGUGACCCCUGAUAAGUUUCACAUCGAGGCCUGUGAUGAUGGCGCUAACGACGUGCUGGUCAUCGACAGGGCUUCCAUGGAGAUGACGCUCACAGGUGUUAUGAACAUCCCACCAUCAGGAGUCACCAGACCCAUCUGCGGCAUCAUGGGAACUAUUCGCCUCGUGGCUGGGAUGUACCUCAUCGUCAUCACCAGGAAGAAGAAAGUAGGCGACUUGUUCGGCCACGCGGUCUGGAAGGCCGUAGAGUUCGACCUCGUACCGUACAAGAAGACCAUCUUACACCUCUCAGAAACCCAGACGCAGGACAACAAGACGUUCCUGUCCAUGAUCAACAACGUCCUGAGCACGGACGGCUUCUACUUCUGCACCAACUACGACCUGACGCACACGCAGCAGCGCCUCGCCAACACCAGCCCCGAAUUCCAGGAGAUGAGCCUGCUCGAGCGAGCUGAUCAGAGGUUUGUGUGGAAUGGAAACCUGUUGAGAGACUUCGCAGCACAACCUGAGCUCCACAAAUUCACCUUUCCUGUCAUCCAUGGCUUUAUCGUGAUGAAGCCGUGCUGCAUUAAUGGCAAGAUAUUCCAAUGGAUCCUCAUCUCCAGGAGGAGCUGCUUCCGAGCCGGUGUGCGCUACUACGUCCGAGGGAUCGACUCGGAAGGACACGCUGCUAACUUUGUGGAGACGGAGCAGAUCGUGCAGUAUAAUAACAGCAGAGCCUCCUUUGUGCAGACUCGAGGCUCCAUGCCUUUCUUCUGGUCCCAGAGACCCAACCUGAAGUACAAGCCCAAGCCACAGAUCAGCAGCAGCACCAAUCACCUCGACGGAUUCCAGAGGCAUUUCGACUCCCAAGUCAUCAUUUACGGGAAGCAAGUGAUUCUGAAUUUGGUCAAUCAGAAGGGUUCAGAGUUGCCUCUCGAGCAGGCGUUCGCCAAAUUGGCGAACAACAUGGAUAACGGGAUCAUCAAGUACAUCGCCUUCGAUUUCCAUAAGGAGUGCAGUAAGAUGAGAUGGCAUCGCCUGCAGAUCUUGGUGGACACCGUGGCUGAGAUGCAGGAUGAAUUCGGGUACUUCAUGCUGAGCUCGGACGGGAAGGUGGUGGUGGAGCAGAGCGGAACGUUCCGCAGUAACUGCAUGGACUGCCUGGAUCGUACCAAUGUGAUUCAGAGUCUUUUGGCCAGGCGUUCUCUGCAGAGCCAGCUCCAGAGGAUGGGAGUCCUUCAUGCCGGCCAGAAGAUUGAAGAGCAAGCUGAUUUUGAGAAGAUCUACAAGAACGCCUGGGCUGACAACGCUAACGCGUGUGCUAAGCAGUACGCAGGCACUGGAGCGCUAAAGACUGACUUCACCAGGACUGGGAAGAGGACUCACUGGGGUUUGUUAAUGGACGGCUGGAAUUCCAUGAUCCGAUAUUACAAAAACAACUUCUCAGACGGCUUCCGACAGGACUCCAUUGACCUCUUCCUUGGCAACUACUCUGUGGAUGAAUCGGAGAGCCUGACACCACUUCAAGUGCAGAAAGACUGGAAAUUCCUCACGUUACCCAUCAUCAUGCUGGUGGCCUUCUCCAUGUGCAUCCUGUGCCUGCUUAUGGCUGGCGACACGUGGACCGAGACGCUAGCGUACAUCGUGUUCUGGGGCAUAGCCAGCGCUCUCACGGCUGCUGUCAUCCUCUUUAACGGGAAGGAAUUUGUCGACGCACCCAAGCUGGUCCAGAAAGAGAAGAUGGACUGAAAGUAGACCUGCACUCCUUUUUUUUUUUCCUCUCUCUCCUUCUUCUUCUUCUUCUUCUUCCUUCUCAUCUUUCUGGAGUGUGUACUGACCUGCCUGUUGUCCUGUAUCUGCAGUCUGUCUCUCUUUAUUACAGGAAAUAACCUCGAUGAACCACUUGACAUAGGGUCCAAUGAUAUUAGCACUCGACGCUUCAGUCGCAGUGGCAUUAAAGGUCCAAAAUAAUCCGAGUCCAUUCAAGUCAGUCGGGAAAAAUUUAAUAGCAGUUCGUCAACUAAAAAAGAAAGAAGGAAAUUCUUGAAAUUUCGACUUUGAAUCAUUUAAUAAUCGGGUUCGGAGUCUCUGUGAUAGUAUUGAAGCGAAUCAAAUAUGAAGGGAAUUUAGAAAAAUGAACCAAAUUGUAUGUGGGAAUUCCUUAAACAGGAUAUAAUUCCUUAAAGGUUUUUUUUUUUUUAAAUAAAAGCCUCGGUUUUCAGUAAUAUACAGGGUGUCCCUCAAGUCCAGCACCAUCGCAGGAAUAAAAAAAAAAAACGGCAAAACAUAAGCUCGAUGUCCACCAUUGUCUCAAUGAACGAAUUCCUACGUGUUGACGUAUUUGGAUGCCUCACGGUCUGUGUCUGAACGUAUGAAAAUGUGCAUCAACACUACGCUGGUGGACUGACGGUGGACAGCCUGUAUAUUAAAGAAUCAUUCAAAACGUUUCAGCGAAGUCUGUAUGAUUUUGAUAUCGAGUACAGUUCUGUAAGACCGCAGUGGACUCGGACGCUUCACACAGCACGAGCUCUUCAGUGGACCGUUUGUUAUAUUUCACAGAUUCACCGAGCAAUAUUAUUACCGUACCAAAGUCCUUUCGGUUGGCGUUCUGCUGCCUAGACGUGGGAUGUUGUAUACCGACGUCGAUUCCAACAAGAUGCACUGUGCAGUGAUGGAUUGCUCUAGAGAGCGCGUACACUCUCGGAAACAAAGGUACCAAACUUCACGUCUCCUCGUCGUCGGAGUAACACGUCACGCGGCCACUUUUAUUAAGAACGUCUGUACCCCGUGCUCAUUCAUGCAGUUAUUCAAUCAGCCCAAUCAUGUAGAAGGUGAAGACGGGGGCGGGGUGGCGGGGGGGGGGGUUGAGAAUCGACCCGGUGAUGUUUUUACAUUCUUCACGUGUACGUUUACGCCCGACGUAGUCUCAGAUUCCUGUUGUUUGCUGACAGGAGCGGAACUCGAUGUGGUUCUCUGCCGUUGUAGCCCACGUUUGGCAGGUUCGGCACGUUUGAGAUGCUUUCCUGCUCACCGAAGAGUAAAUAGGGUUUAUUUGUGUUUAAAGAGUGGUUAUUUGAGUUACUGUAGCCUUCCUCUCAGCUCAGUCUUCUGACCCUCUCUCGUCAACAAGAUGCUUCCGCCUGCAGAAAUGCCACUCACUGGAUUUUGUUGUUGUUGUUGUUGUUGUUGUUGUUUUCCGUACCACUCUAUAUAAACUCUAGAGUCUGCUGUGUGCAGGAGUGUACCGUCUUGCGCCAACACAGUUAUUCCGAUAUUUAAUAUGAACAUUAACCGAAGGUGUUUUUUUUUUGGGGGGGGGGGGGGGGGGUAUACGGUGCUGCUGCGUCAUGAUUGGCUGAUUUGGAUAUUUGCAUGAAUGAGCAGGGAUAAGUGUUCCUAAUAAAGUGUACAUGCUGUUGAUCAUUAAUCGGUCCUCACUGCUCUAGAAGCUAGCGAAAUGAACAGUUUAGUACCUUUUCAUUCUGAAGUGUAUAACCAACUCCAUGUCUCUAUAUACUCUUAGAAAGGAGAAAAAAAAAAAGAAAGGGUGCUGAAGUGUACCGUUCCUUGAUGCUGCGGUGGUACCCUUUUACCUUUUGAACCCUUUUACUGUGUAUAUUUCACCUGGAUAUAGUGUGUAUGUGUAUAUAUACAACGUUCUAGGUAAUGGAAAUACAUAUUAAAGGUACAAAGGGCAUUCAUCGGAAUACGCUUGGCAUUACCACAGCAGCAAGGAAAGGUACACUUUAGUACCCUUUCAUUUAUUUAUUUAUUUUUUGCUGAGAGUGUACAACCGGGCAAAUUUCUAUCUAAUGAUGUAUAACACUGUGUAACACUCCUCAUCAUUUACACACCUUUCCUCUUUUACCUCUUCGCUGCUUCUCUACGUCUUCUUCAGUGCUGUGUUUAUAGCUUUGCCUUUUCGUGCGUGGCAUAAGCUACGAGACAAAAGGCAUAGCUUUUACGCAGACGCUAGUUUAGUUGAGUUAGUUAGUUAGUUAGUUAGUUAGUUAGUUAGUUUUCUCAGCACUUUACUGAUGAUUUUCCGUUCAGCAGAACACGACGCUAAUAGAUUCAUGACGCACAUUCCCUGCUAACGGCUGCAGCGUCCUCCUUCGAUUUAUCGGCAAUGACCGACGGUGAUGGUGUAAUAAUUUUAUUACGUUACAGGAUUUCUUUUGUUCUUUAUUACGCUGCUUAUUUAACGACGUGGGCAAAAUUUCCAUCUCGUCUCGAAUCAUUUUGUUCUCUUUAAGGGCACUGAAAAUGAAUGUAUUCCUGUGAAGUCUAGCUUAUCUAGGAGGAUCCAAUUUGACUUGGUGUAAUGAAUGAAAUCAGUUCGGACUCCCUGACGCGCACACGCAGUUCUAGUCCGGUUUUAGUUUCGGUAAAUGCAUUUGAACACGUCACGCCUAUAUAUCCUCUGCUAGAAAUGCCGUCAGUUACACGUUUGAGCACAACGUCUUGAGACAUCCUGGUUGUUCUGGUUUGAUCUGUAAUUUGUAAAUUGUACAUUGGUAUAAUAAACGCACCACUUAUAAAUA
Messenger RNA from Ictalurus punctatus (channel catfish), 4630 nucleotides. RefSeq names its product SAC1 like phosphatidylinositide phosphatase a (gene sacm1la). Gene Ontology annotation, molecular function: phosphatidylinositol-4-phosphate phosphatase activity. Gene Ontology annotation, cellular component: endoplasmic reticulum. Gene Ontology annotation, biological process: phosphatidylinositol dephosphorylation. The transcript is spliced from 20 exons. The record is from RefSeq and is a predicted model, not a curated record. The coding region runs from base 75 to 1835 and encodes 586 amino acids. NCBI's taxonomy places the organism in Eukaryota, Metazoa, Chordata, Actinopteri, Siluriformes, Ictaluridae.